Molecule: messenger RNA, 590 nt
Organism: Drosophila nasuta
Lineage: Eukaryota; Metazoa; Arthropoda; Insecta; Diptera; Drosophilidae
Gene: Urm1
Product: Ubiquitin-related modifier 1
Exons: 5
Coding region: 70-378 (102 amino acids)
Biological process (GO): tRNA thio-modification
Cellular component (GO): cytoplasm
Source: RefSeq, a predicted model, not a curated record
UGGUCACACACCGCCAAAUAAAACAGCUGUAGAAAGCUUUUUAAAGAAACAACUCAAAACAAAUGUAAAAUGGGAGGCACGCCGGAUCUGAAAAUAAUAUUGGAGUUUAGUGCUGGCGCAGAACUACUUUUUGGAAAUAUCAAAAAACGUGAGCUAUCAUUGGAUGGCACUCAGAAAUGGACAAUAGCGAAUUUAUUAAAGUGGAUGCAUGCCAACAUAUUAACAGAACGUCCAGAGCUAUUUAUACAAGGUGACACUGUACGACCUGGAAUUCUGGUGCUGAUCAAUGACACGGAUUGGGAGCUGCUGGGCGAAUUGGAGUAUGAACUGCAGCCUAAUGAUAAUGUGCUUUUUAUAUCAACGCUACACGGUGGUUAGCAAAAGCAGCUGCUAAAAACUUAAUUACUAUUAAAAUAUGUUUUUAUCAAAUGCUCAGAAGUAAGGUCUAAGUAAAAAUUAUUAAUAUAUAAGCAUAAAGUCAACUGCAAACUUUAAAUGACGUUUCUAUAUCAAACUGAAAAUUAACUCGUGAAUCAACAGGUGGAAAUGUAAAAAGCCCUCAAACAGUUGUAAAUAAAUGUAACAAAAAA